AUGGCGGUUUUUUUGACUCCGCGGUUCAGGCGGCUUCGGAGUCAGAGCGAGCUGGAGCCGCGGCGCGGCAGCGGGGGGCGGCAGCGGCGAGAUUGUGCUGGUCCUUUCCAAGCAACUCAAUUGUGGAAUAGUAUUAUUCAUGCUCUUCGAAGUCAGGUGGAAAUCAAAAGACGUAGACAACAUCUAAAAACAUACAAAAACUGCUUUACUGGCUCAAAUGCUGUUGAUGUAGUACUGAGUCAUCUUAUGCAAAGCAUGUACCUAAGCUGUAAUGAUAUUUCUCGGCUGAAGGGAGUCCGCGUGUGCCAGGCACUGAUGGAUCACAAGGUGUUCGAGCCAGUUGGAGCAAAGCUUCACCUAUUCAAGAAUGGAAAAGAACCUGAGUUUGAAGACACAAGCAAUAGUCUCUAUAAAUUUGUGAAUAGCAAUAUUACUCCUCUUCUUCUGAGAAAGAAUAAAGACAAUGAGAGCUUGUCCCCUGAGCAAAUUUAUGAACAGAAGACAAAAAGACAUUUGAAGAUGAAGUGUGAAACAACCCUUUCAAACCCUUUGGCAUUAGCAGCAGCUGAUAAAAAGAGGAUAGAGGAGCUACUUCAAUCAAUAAGUGUUCAUCAGUCUUUACCUCCAAAGAUCAGGGUUAAUGAACCAACUCAGCUACUUUCAAAAAGAGUGAUAGAUGACGUCUGGAAACAGCAAACUCUGUUACGACUACUACAAUUAACUGAUGUUCCAGUUCUAGAAAAUAUUUUGGUAUCUUCAGUAAAGAGAAAAACAGACUGUUUUGGCAGAGAAGAAGACCUAAUUAUCUCAAAUACUUUCCUGGACAGAGAGGUUACAUAUAGCCUAAACUUGCCUGAGCUUGACAAGUGGCUCUACGCUGCAAUUGAAUGCUUGGAGUAUUUCCCAGACCAAUUCAUAAUGAUGGUUAGUCAGCGGUUACCUCAAAGCAAUAGCAAACCAGGUGAUCUGAAUACACACAAGAAGAUCCUUUUUGACGUUAUAAUUAAAUAUUAUAGUCAAAAGAAGGACUCCCUUCUUUCCACUCAGGAUCUCGAAUUUCAUGCAGGAAUUAUAGAACUUCUAGAAAAAGGAAAAACAGAACAAGCUCUAGAGGCAUCACAACUUUAUUUAAGAUUAUUAACACCAAAUAUCCGAGAAGAACUGCUUAGACUGCUGACGUUUAUAGCCAUUGCAUCAGAAUCCGAGGGCUACAAAUUACAAAAACAAUUUGAUAACAGAUCAGUGAUCAUCAAGACUUGUACAAAGUUCAUUUUACAAAACAAGACAUUAUCAAAAUCACAGGCAGAGCUGUUGGUUCAGUUUCUGAUGGACAAUCACUCUGAUCUCUUGAGGACUCCUUUAACUCUUCUAGAACUAACUAGUAGGAGACUUGAAAGCCUGCUGGAAGGACAACAUGCAAAUAUCAAUUCAGGCUUCACCUUCUGUCAGCGUUUGACACCUAAAGAAUAUGAAGAUCAAAAACAACAAACAAAUCAGUAUCUUCUGGCACUGGUUCAAGAAAUAGACAAUAAUCCUACAAUUCCUUUGAAGCAGAAGAAGAAACUAAUUAAAGAAUUCCGGAAAUACCAUUUUCUCAUCUUUUGUAGUGGUUGUAAAACUAAAUGUGAAUUUUGCACUGCAAAUGGUUAG
Rhea pennata is the source of this 1650-nucleotide messenger RNA. It is a transcript of the gene DEPDC4, whose product is annotated as DEP domain containing 4. The transcript has 9 exons. Bases 1 to 1650 code for a protein of 549 amino acids. Gene Ontology annotation, biological process: intracellular signal transduction. The record is from RefSeq and is a predicted model, not a curated record. NCBI's taxonomy places the organism in Eukaryota, Metazoa, Chordata, Aves, Rheiformes, Rheidae.